AGUCUAGGGAAAGCACCAAAAAUCCUAGCCAUGAAGACCACACUCUCACUCUUGUUCCUGUUCCUCUCCUCCCUAGUCCAAGGUCUCACCUACCCCAAAUGUGAUUCCCAUGAUCAUGGCUCAACCCUGCAAGUGUUCCAUGUGUUUAGCCCAUGUUCCCCAUUCAGGCCACCAAAGCCACUCUCAUGGGAAGAGAGUGUACUCCAAAUGCAGGCCAAGGACAUAACAAGGGUUCAGUUCCUUGUCAGCUUGGUGGCUGGAAGGUCCAUUGUGCCCAUUGCCUCAGGGAGACAGAUCAUACAGAGCCCAACAUACAUUGUGAGGGCCAAAAUUGGAAAUCCACCUCAAACAUUGCUCAUGGCCAUGGACACUAGCAAUGAUGCUGCUUGGGUUCCUUGCUCUGGUUGUGAUGGUUGCUCUUCUGCCUUGUUUGCUCCUGAAAAGUCCACCACUUUCAAGAGUGUGGGAUGUGCUGCUGCUGAGUGUAAACAGGUACCAAACCCCAGUUGCGGUGUCAGCGCGUGCAACUUCAACUUCACCUAUGGUAGCUCCAGCAUAGCAGCUAACUUAGCCCAAGACACAGUUACCUUAGCAACUGACCCUGUUCCUAGCUACACCUUUGGGUGCGUUGCAAAAACAACUGGGUCCUCUAACCCACCACAGGGUCUGUUGGGCCUGGGCCGAGGCCCAUUAUCACUGUUAUCCCAGACCCAAAAUUUGUACAAGUCCACAUUCUCUUACUGCUUGCCCAGCUUCAAAUCACUUAACUUCUCUGGGUCAUUGAGACUUGGGCCGGUGGCUCAGCCCUUGAGGAUCAAGUUCACCCCUCUCCUCAAGAAUCCUAGAAGACCAUCACUCUACUAUGUCAAUUUGGUUGCCAUUAGGGUUGGCCGGAAAAUCGUUGAUAUCCCUCCCGCAGCACUCGCGUUCAACCCGACCACCGGAGCUGGCACCAUCUUUGAUUCCGGUACGGUGUACACCCGACUUGCUGCACCGGCUUAUGUGGCGGUUAGAGAUGAGUUCCGGCGAAGAGUUGGAGGAAAGGCAAACCUCACAGUGACAACCCUAGGAGGGUUUGACACUUGCUACACAGUCCCAAUAGUUGCACCUACAAUAACAUUGAUUUUCUCAGGCAUGAAUGUGACACUGCCACAAGACAACCUCCUCAUACAUAGCACUGCCGGCAGCACCACUUGCCUGGCCAUGGCGGGGGCACCAGAUAACGUGAACUCAGUGCUGAACGUGAUAGCCAACAUGCAGCAACAAAACCACCGCGUGCUCUACGACGUGCCCAACUCCAGGCUUGGCGUUGCUCGUGAGCUUUGCACUUAAUCAGUGAUUCUUCUUCCUCAAUUGGUCACAACAACAUUAAUAAUCUUGUCAAAGUGGAAUUAGAAACAAUUAAUAUUGUUUCAUCUCCUUUUGCCGGGUUGGGUUUUAUUGCUAACUACAUAGAAGAUUUUGAGCUACUAUAUCUUUGUCUUUCGGAAAUUCAGUUGUAUUUGUAGCCUUAUAGUGGUUUGUGUGAUCGAGUCACGGGUUUAUAUACCUGUAGUUCUUAUGUCUUUAAUUUUAAUUCAAGUUGAUUGAAUUGACGAAACUGUGCAAGUUCACGUUCACGGGUCAUAUAAUAAACUUGUUAUGAUUCAUGCGUUCA
Molecule: messenger RNA, 1657 nt
Organism: Lotus japonicus
Lineage: Eukaryota; Viridiplantae; Streptophyta; Magnoliopsida; Fabales; Fabaceae
Product: aspartyl protease AED3-like
Exons: 3
Coding region: 31-1332 (433 amino acids)
Biological process (GO): proteolysis
Molecular function (GO): aspartic-type endopeptidase activity
Source: RefSeq, a predicted model, not a curated record